AUGAAGGAAACCGAUGAUAUUCGCGUCGUACCCGACGAAGGCAACAGCCCGGGCCAGGUGCCUUCAAACAAGACACGCUCAAAAGCGGUCGAUUUCUUGGCCAGUCAUGCAGCAGAUGCGGUCAAUUAUACCUACGAGGAAGAAAAAGCUGUCCUGCGUCGUAUCGACAAACGAGUCCUUGUUAUCGUCCUAUGGGCAUACUUUUUCCAACAGUUAGACAAAAGCUCGCUGAGUUAUGUAUCGAUUUUUGGCAUUUCGGAUGAUGCUCACUUGGUUGGGCGCCAAUAUUCCUGGCUGGGAUCCAUCCUUUACCUUGCACAACUGGUGAUGCAACCUCUUGCGGCAUUGAUCCUCGUGAAGCUUCCAACUGGUCGAGUACUGGCCGCGGCUAUUUUCCUUUGGGGUUCUUCGCUUUCUAUCAUGACUGCUUGCACCAACUUCCCAUCGCUGUUGGGGAUGCGUUUCGUUCUAGGCUCAUUCGAAGCUUUCAUUGCUCCAUGCUGCAUCGCCAUCACGCAGAUGUGGUGGCGUCGAAGUGAGCAGACACUGCGUGUGAGUUAUUGGAAUGCGAUGAACGGCAUUACAUCUAUCAUUGGCAGCCUAAUGACCUACGGUCUUGGUCACAUUCACAGCGAUAAGAUAUACCGCUACCAGACUAUUUUUCUCUUCUGUGGACUCACGACAGUGCUCUUUUCUGUCCUGGUAUUUUGGCUGAUGCCCGAUUCUCCCGUGGAAGCCAAGUUCCUGAGUGAGCGGGAGAAACUUAUCGCUGUGGAGCGACUCAGGGCCAACCAGAUGGGCAUUUCCACUCGCCAGUGGCGUUGGGACCAUGUUCUGGAGACUAUCGUGGAUUUGAAGACAUGGUGCUGGUUUUUCGCAAUUAUUGCUAUAUCCAUCUCUAGCGGCGGAAUUGGAACAUUCGGUUCACUCAUUGUCAAGUCGUUCGGGUUCAACAGCUUUCAGACUAUUCUUUUCAACAUCCCUUUCGGCGUCAUUCAGGUUAUCUCAAUUUUAGGUGCUGGGUGGGUGGCUACAAAGACUCAACGAAAAGGCCUCGUAAUUGCUGGGCUUAGCGUGCUACCAACAGUGGGGACAAUCAUGAUGCUCACUGUUCCACGCAACCAAAGGGGAGUUCUCCUCUUUGGAUAUUACCUCGUUUCUAGCUUGGCAGGCAUAACCCCUAUGCUAUAUGCAUGGCAAGCCCAGAAUACCGCAGGCGAGACAAAAAAGAAAUGCACAUCUGGCAUUGUUUUCAUUGGCAUGUGCGCGGGAAAUGUCAUUGGGCCACUGCUAUACUCUACCGACGAGGCCCCUCUGUACCGGACCGGCCUUAUAGCCGAUCUUGCCAUGUUUGUGACGGUCGGCGUCAUCAGCGGUCUAACUCCGUUUUAUCUCGCAUACCUCAACAGAAAGCAUGAGAAAGCCCGCGCACAGCUCGGAAAGUCAGAGCAUCUGGUGGACAGUUCCAUGGUCGGCAAGGAAAAACUGCAAGAAAGCAAAGCAUUGGAAGUGGAAGAUGCUCGGGACCAGAGGACCUCGGUAGAGAACGACAAGGGAUUGAUGGAUGUCACUGACCUGAAGAACGAAGACUUCAUCUUUGUUUACUAA
This is a messenger RNA of Penicillium cataractarum, 1608 nucleotides long. RefSeq lists its product as uncharacterized. The record is from RefSeq and is a predicted model, not a curated record. Gene Ontology annotation, cellular component: membrane. The transcript has 5 exons. Bases 1 to 1608 code for a protein of 535 amino acids. Gene Ontology annotation, molecular function: transmembrane transporter activity. NCBI's taxonomy places the organism in Eukaryota, Fungi, Ascomycota, Eurotiomycetes, Eurotiales, Aspergillaceae. Gene Ontology annotation, biological process: transmembrane transport.